Messenger RNA from Populus nigra (black poplar), 1590 nucleotides. RefSeq names its product cytochrome P450 86B1-like. Gene Ontology annotation, molecular function: iron ion binding; heme binding; oxidoreductase activity, acting on paired donors, with incorporation or reduction of molecular oxygen. The transcript has a single exon. The coding region runs from base 1 to 1590 and encodes 529 amino acids. Lineage: Eukaryota; Viridiplantae; Streptophyta; Magnoliopsida; Malpighiales; Salicaceae. The record is from RefSeq and is a predicted model, not a curated record.
AUGGAAAGAGAACCAACAACGGCAACAAAUUUCUUGUUCUCUGCAACGCAAUGGAUGUACAUUCACUCAUCCCUUUGGGAUGUAUCUCUUGCUUUGUUGGGAAUCUUUGUUUUCCGAUGUAUCAAUGAAAGGCUCACCAACAAAGGCCCUAUGCUAUGGCCUGUGUUGGGGAUCUUACCCACCAUGUUCCUCCACAUCAACGACAUGUACAAUUUCGUCACGAGAGCUUUAAGCAGAGCAGGGGGAACUUUCCACCAUAAAGGAAUGUGGAUGGGAGGGGCAUAUGGAAUCGCCACGGCUGAUCCUUCCAAUGUCGCGUAUAUGCUUAAAACGAAUUUCAAGAACUUCCCAAAAGGGAAAUACUUCAGAGACAGGUUUCGGGAUUUGCUAGGAGAUGGUAUUUUCAAUGUUGACGAUGAAUUGUGGAGGGAACAAAGGCAAGUUGUGAAAGCAGAGAUGCAUUCAAGCAGGUUCAUUGAGCACUCGCUUCAAACCAUGCAAGAUCUGUUGCACCAGAAGCUGUUGAAGCUGACAGAAAAACUGGUAAAGUCAGGAGAUAGUUUUGAUCUCCAAGAAGUGCUUCUUCGGUUUACGUUUGAUAACAUUUGUACUGCAGCUUUUGGCGUUGAUCCUGGGUGCUUAGCCCUGGAUUUCCCUGAAGUUCCCUUCGCAAAAGCUUUCGAAAAAGCAACAGAAUUAACUUUGUUCAGGUUCCUGAUUCCGCCUUUCAUUUGGAAGCCCAUGAAGUUCUUUGGAAUAGGAUACGAGAAGGCACUGAAGGAGGCAGUUGGGAUUGUGCAUGACUUUGCUGAGAAGACAGUGAAGGGUAGAAGGGAUGAGGCAAGGAAGCAUGGUAGCUUAUGUCAUCAAUCUGAUCUCUUGUCCAGGCUUAUUGAGAUUGAAUAUACUGGACAAGGAAAGAAGCUGCAAUUCCCAGAUAAGUAUUUCAGAGAUUUGUGUGUAAAUUUCAUCCUAGCAGGGAGAGACACCACUUCGGUGGCAUUGGCAUGGUUUUUCUGGUUAGUACACAGCAAUCCAGAAGUGGAAAACAGAAUUCUAUGCGAGAUUAAUGACAUUUUGUCCCUUCGUGAGACACAGACAAAAAAUGAGAUCAUUUUUACCAUGGAAGAAUUGAACAAGAUGGUGUAUCUCCACGCAGCAUUAUCCGAAUCCCUGAGGCUGUAUCCAUCCGUACCAAUUGAAAUGAAAGAAGUGGCAGAAGACGAUGUUCUCCCUGACGGUUCCAUAGUUAAGAAGGGCGCUCGAGUUUUCUACUGCAUAUUCUCAAUGGGCAGGAUGGAUUCUAUAUGGGGGCAAAAUUGCUUGGAGUUCAAACCAGAGAGGUGGAUUAGGGAUGGAAAGUUCGUAAGUGAAAAUCAGUUCAACUAUGCAGUGUUCAACGCCGGUCCAAGGUUGUGCCUGGGGAAGAAGUUUGCAUACAUGCAGAUGAAAAUGGUGGCAGCUUCAAUCCUGUUGAGGUACUCAGUUAAGGUCGUUGAAGGCCAUGAUGCUUCUCCAAAGAUGACAACCACACUUUACAUGAAGAAUGGACUCCUGGUGACUCUGAUGCCUAGGUUGGUGAACGUUUAA